This is a messenger RNA of Ceratotherium simum simum (southern white rhinoceros), 2607 nucleotides long. It is a transcript of the gene MEST, whose product is annotated as mesoderm specific transcript. Gene Ontology annotation, cellular component: membrane. The record is from RefSeq and is a predicted model, not a curated record. NCBI's taxonomy places the organism in Eukaryota, Metazoa, Chordata, Mammalia, Perissodactyla, Rhinocerotidae. Gene Ontology annotation, molecular function: monoacylglycerol lipase activity. Gene Ontology annotation, biological process: acylglycerol catabolic process.
CCAGCACGUCCCGCGCAUCCCCGCGGGCGGCGUCUCCACUGCGGCAGCCGCCCUAGCGCAGUGCCGCAGCGCGAGCCCGGGUGGCCGCUCGCUGCUUGCCGCGGCCGGCGCUGCCCUCGCGGCUGUGGGCUGCGCCUCGCUGCCGGCCGGCUCUGCGCGGCUGUGGGCGCCACGGCGCGCCCUGUGCUCCGUACGGGUGUGCCGGACGGCAUGGGAUAAGACGCGGCCAUGGUGCGCCGAGAUCGCCUCCGCAGGAUGAGGGAGUGGUGGGUCCAGGUGGGGCUACUGGCUGUGCCCCUGCUUGCGGCCUACCUGCACAUCCCGCCCCCCCAGCUUUCUCCUGCUCUUCACUCAUGGAAGUCAUCAGGCAAAUUUUUCACCUACAAGGGACUGCGCAUCUUCUACCAAGACUCUGUGGGUGUGGUUGGAAGUCCAGAGAUAGUCGUGCUUUUACAUGGCUUUCCAACAUCCAGCUAUGAUUGGUACAAGAUUUGGGAAGGUCUGACCCUGAGGUUUCAUCGAGUGAUAGCCCUCGAUUUCUUAGGCUUUGGCUUCAGUGACAAACCGAGACCACAUCACUACUCCAUAUUUGAGCAGGCCAGCAUCGUGGAGGCUCUUCUGCGGCAUCUGGGGCUCCAGAACCGCAGGAUCAACCUUUUGUCUCAUGAUUAUGGAGAUACCGUUGCUCAAGAGCUGCUCUAUAGGUUCAAGCAGAAUCGUUCUGGUCGGCUUACCAUCAAGAGUCUCUGUCUGUCAAAUGGAGGUAUAUUUCCUGAGACUCACCGUCCUCUCCUUCUCCAAAAGCUUCUCAAAGAUGGAGGUAUGCUGUCCCCCAUCCUCACACGAUUGAUGAACUUCUUUGUAUUCUCGCGAGGUCUCACCCCAGUCUUUGGGCCAUACACCCGACCCUCUGAGAGUGAACUGUGGGACAUGUGGGCAGGGAUACGCAACAAUGACGGGAACUUAGUUAUUGACAGUCUCUUACAGUACAUCAAUCAGCGGAAGAAGUUCAGAAGACGCUGGGUGGGAGCUCUUGCCUCUGUAACUAUUCCCAUUCAUUUUAUCUAUGGGCCUUUGGAUCCCGUGAAUCCCUAUCCGGAGUUUUUGGAGCUGUACAGGAAAACGCUGCCGCGGUCCACAGUGUCGAUUCUGGAUGACCACAUUAGCCACUAUCCACAGCUAGAGGAUCCCAUGGGCUUCUUGAAUGCAUAUAUGGGCUUCAUCAACUCCUUCUGAGCUGGAAAGAGUAGCUUCCCUGUAUUACCUCCCCUACUCCCUUAUCUGUUGUGUAUUCCACUUAGGAAGCAAUGCCCAAAAGAGGUCCUGGCCACCAAACACUAUUCUCACAGAAGUCCACCUGACUCACACUGGUGAACAGUAUAUAGUAAAAAGCCAGCAGAGGCUCUAAGGGUGACCUGAUAGUCCACCUUCUGUUCCUCUGACAUCUGACCAAGUGUAUGGACUUGCCUUUGUCUUUGUGUUAUUAGGAAAUUCUGAUGAGCACGGUUACUCACUGAUGCAGAAAGACAAACAGACAGACAUUCUUUUGCAUAAAAGUCUUAACAUUUCUAUGGACUUUUCUGAAAUAUUUAGAAAUGCUAAUUUCUAGCCCAACCCCAAUUGGAAUCAUAUAACAAAGAAUGAGGAUAUGGUGCCUCCUUACUUCUCCUUUGGAUGGCUUUAAGGGCACAUGCUUUUUUACGUUCUCUAAGCAAUAGACGUUUUGUUAAAAUAGGUUUUGGUUUAAAUAAUGCAGUAUUCUAAAUAUACUUUGACUAUGAUUUAGCUACAUGAAUUAUAUAUAUUUUAUAAGCAGACUAAACCAGCACAUACUUAUUCUGGCAGAGUAGUGAACCUUCUUAAACAUCAAUUCUUUAAUUUCUGAAUAAAUUGGACUAAAUCCAGACUAUUUACAGAAUUUCCUAAAAUCACAGGACAUUAAGGACCAACAGCAAUCUGUGCCAGAUUUUCACUGUUAUUAGCUGGAAAGACUAAUUCAAACAGCAAAUAACAGUCCGGCUCUUCAUACCUCAGUGCUUAGAAGCAUGUCCCUCCUGAGCUAAAGUGGAGGGGAGGGGAUCGUUGUACAGUCCAAGUGACCAUGCCGAAUGUACACUGAUUCCUUUUAUGAUGAUUGCUUAACUUCUCGUUGGUUGUCCCAGAGAGGCUUCCUCAUAUAGCUCAGCAAUUCCUGUGCUUUACAGACAGGAAAGUUCCAGAAACUUUAAAGAACAAAUUCUGAAAGGCCUAUGAGCAAAUGGUGCUGAAUACUUUUUUUUUAAACCACAGUUUCAUUGUUUUAGUCAAAACAGGAUUAAGUGAUUAUUUUCAAUUCUUUUUUUUUAUUAGCAACUUCAAGUAUAACUGAAACUGGAAUAAGUGUUUAUUUUCUAUUAAUAAAAAUGAAUUUUGACAAAAGUGGACUCUGGCUUCCCCUCCCCCACCACCCCUCUGGGAUAAGAGCUUUCCAGCAUUGCCAGGAGCUUUCAGACACAUUAAAUUAAAGAAUAUAAUGACGUUAAGCAGCUGGGGUAUAGGAUAGUAUUUGAUUUUCAAGAUCACCCAAAGCUGUACUAUCAGACCAAAGUUGACCAAGUGUAAUAAAAA